AUGGGUGGCCGAGGCUCAGUUUCUCUCAUUCCUGCCGGGGUAGAUCGCGGUGGGGAAGAAGUACCAUCUUUUUCGACUUCUUACUACAACGGACUUCAGCGUCCUGAGGAUGUUGAGACUUUACGGAUUACAGAGCCCAAUUUCUCCCCAAUCAAUCCACCACGAGGUGAUCUUGAAUUGUACAGUGCUACAGCUGGACUGCAACUAAACAACAUUUCGCCCAAUUCUGUCUCUGUACAAGCACUAGAGUCAAGCCAUUCGGUUGACCUUGGCCCCGCCGGCGACGAGCCCUCUGCGACGGGAACUACACUCGCACCCACAGUGGAUUCAUUGCAACCGCGCUCUUCUACGCCUUUAGACUCUGGCAGCUCUCCGAAAGAAAAAGCGGUCCCACAGAUUGGAUGUACAUGGCCACUAUGUAUCAAGUCAUUCUCUUCCAUGGCCGACUAUAACCACCACUUCAAAAACCACUCCAAGCCCUUCCUCUGCACCAUCUGUCCGGCUCGACAUGCAACUAAACGUCAUCUAGACCGUCAUGUUAACGAGCGUCACAGCAAUGUUGAGAACUACUUCUGUUCGGUUCUAACAUGCAAACGAUCACGCGCGGGUGGACAACCAUUCCGGAGGGUGGAGAAUUGUAGGAGGCAUGUUGUGAAGGUGCAUCAGCUUUGUGAUGCUAGUAUGGAUGGGUUGGAUAUGGAUGAGGAGACUAGAAGGGUUAGAGAAGGGAGGAAGAAAGGGAAGAGGUAA
Molecule: messenger RNA, 750 nt
Organism: Glarea lozoyensis ATCC 20868
Lineage: Eukaryota; Fungi; Ascomycota; Leotiomycetes; Helotiales; Helotiaceae
Exons: 3
Coding region: 1-750 (249 amino acids)
Source: RefSeq, a predicted model, not a curated record